This is a messenger RNA of Epinephelus moara (kelp grouper), 2779 nucleotides long. RefSeq lists its product as uncharacterized. The record is from RefSeq and is a predicted model, not a curated record. Bases 45 to 2618 code for a protein of 857 amino acids. NCBI's taxonomy places the organism in Eukaryota, Metazoa, Chordata, Actinopteri, Perciformes, Serranidae. The transcript is spliced from 2 exons.
UCUGCAGACUCUUGUUUGUCUUUGUGCUGGUCUGUGCAGCUGUCAUGUCGUUCAUCAUGUGUUCAGAUGCUGCGAGAGCCAGCCCCAUAACGACCCAAGUGGACAACAGAGUGACGCACAAAGUCCUGAGACGACUGUACGCUCCACACAAUCAGCAACAUCCCCUCUUUACCAGUAUGUCAUCAACAAAAACUGGACUCCGAACUGAAACUGCUAUUGAAACUGAGACGGGCGGGAAUUACGGAGCAGUUUCGUCAAUCAUUGACCAUCAAUCAAACCCUGUACAGCUUACAGGAGCUAGUUACAGUCAAAACAGCCCAGAUAACAAACAGGCCAGAGCGGGAACUUCUAGUUUGCAGGGUGGAGCGAGGCCAGCAAGCAGCUACCACCCUUUCCCUGGAAACUCCUAUAAUCCAUCCCCAACCAUCAUUAGAAAAUCAUCUCAUACAGAAGCUGCCAGUCCCUUUCAUCACAGCUCAAGUCCUUCACGAGUCUGGUACGCCGAAGAUGCUCAGAAAUCCUACAUCAAAGAAAAACCUCCCACAAAUGGCUCCCCUCUUUUUUCAGCCCUGGCUGGUAGAAACUGGAGCACUCCGCUGCCAACUUCAAGAGGGCAUUACGGCGGCUAUAAAGAGACAAACGAGCUCGCUGUGGUCGGGGCGCGGAGUCCAUCUAGUGGGAUUCAAUCAAGCAAAUUUCUCGGCUUCGUGAGUCAAACUGCCCCUCAUGCGCCAUCAAUCAGCCACAGCUUAGACGCCUCUGUUAUUAAAAGCAUCCCAAGCCCAGAAAAAGUGACAUCAUCCAUCACGGAUUUCUCCCAGGGGUUACACCCGUGGAGUAGCGGUGAGACGCCGAGACACAAAAAGGUCCAGUCGUAUCUGUUCAAGGACUCCAAGGCCGCUUUUGGUGGACGUGAGACAGCUCAUACAGUCACUGGUGAUGGACAUGAGCAAAGGGCCUCCGAUGCACAAGUUCACGGCAGCUUUUCUUCAAAUGUUAAACAGUCACAAAGAAAAGACCCAACCGAAGAGGUACAGCAUCUCUCUAGCUAUGCAAAUCAACCGUAUCAUCAUGCUAACAUGGCCCAGUACAGUGCUCGGACAGAUAGUUUUACCAAAUACCAACAAGUCUCUGCACAUCCUGCUCCAAUAAAAGGCAACACGAUGCCAAGUUUUGCCCCUAUACCUCAGGAAGAUACUCCUAGCAGCGAGAAAUCUGUAGCAAGUAACGUCACGAACACAACCACAAGAAGAACAAUGCAUCCUUACAAACCUGCACAAACUGUAAAAAGGAUCUAUGGCUUCAGAGGAUUUGACAGACCCACAUGGAGAGCUGUGAAGGAGCCGCCUCUUCCCCGCUCCAACUCUCAACGAUACAGCUUCGACAAAGGAAAAGACCAUAAAAUCACAAGUCUAUACCCUUCCUGGUCACCGAGGUAUAGCUUCGGCCAGAGAGAAGCAUCUACUACACUUCUAAAACCUUCUCAUGGCAUUUUAGAUAUCACCCAAACCAAGACUUCUCAAAGGUUCACAUCAGGAUUCAAGGAAGCUCGACCUGUGCUACCUGAAAGCGAUGACAGCAUGGACCAGAAACCAGAUCGCAGGCAGUACAGAGUCUCUAAAAGAAUAUAUGGUCUCAAAGGAUUUGACACUCGGCCACUUGAGGGAGCCAAAACUCCAGUUACAGAGCCUGACAAGUCUUCAAGAGUACAGCAGGGUUUGAAACUCAGAAGCCCACAGAUCUGGCAACCACAGCAAAGCAGCCAUGUGUCCACACUGAGCCAAACUGAAGACCUUAAGCCACUUUUAAAGCCGGCAGAAGGCACCAGAUUUACACCUGAGAAAUACAAGCAGAGACGUAAAAUCUACACCUUUCAGGGAUUUGAGCCGAUUCAAGACAGAAUAGCACACGGACAAAAUCCAGCUACAGCAUCCCCAAGGGUCUCCUCAUCUUAUCUCAGAUCAGCAGGGAAACUCAACACUGAAUCAGAGGACAAACCCAAACCUGUUGCAAUGAAGAUGAGCCCGUUCAACAGCUCCACCAGCAGCACCGUGAGAGGCAGACGUGUGCAUGGAAACGGUAAAAAGCUCACUCAUACUACUCCUCCUGCCAGUGACGGUGGAAACGCAGCCAUCGUCAGGCUGCCCAAGAGGCCUGCCAGGAUCAUAGCUUUAACGUACGCUGAUAUUCUCGGAAGUGCCUCGUUCAGUGGCGUCGUAGCUCAGACAUCAGUCACACCGGCUGGUAAGGAUUAUCAUCAAAACGGUACAACAACCAGGCAAGACGAAGAGGAAGAACGCUGGAUCUUAAACUCUGAGGAUGCUGUGGUUAGUGGAGGCAACACGAGCAGAGGGCUUGAAGCUGAAGAUGAAGCGGAGGUAGAUUUAAGUGCUGCUGAGGAAAACAAGUCGGCUGUUAGAAGCAAAGAAGUCGACAUGAAAACAUCUGAUUUGUUCCUGGAUGAUGAAGGAAGUGGAAGUGGGGGUUUUAAUGUGUCUGAUUUUUUCUCAGCUGAUACUAAAAAGAGUCAGAGGCUGAGUGAGGAUCUGUUAGAGCUAGAUUAUCUACACCUGUCAACCGGGAACAUCUCCUUUAAUUCUGUAACUGUCCCAUACUGAGAAAUGAGAGAAACUUGUCAUGUGGUUGUUUCAAUCUCAAUAAAAGCUGGAAAAGGUACUUGUGAAUUUUGUUUCUCAGCAAACAAUGGCUGUGAAGAAAUCUUAAACAAGCUUAGCACAACAUUUAGAGCAUAAAUAUAGCAGCAAACAGCUAAGAUACA